Molecule: messenger RNA, 7942 nt
Organism: Homarus americanus (American lobster)
Lineage: Eukaryota; Metazoa; Arthropoda; Malacostraca; Decapoda; Nephropidae
Product: coronin-1A-like
Exons: 14
Coding region: 1473-3233 (586 amino acids)
Biological process (GO): actin filament organization
Molecular function (GO): actin filament binding
Source: RefSeq, a predicted model, not a curated record
CGAAGGAGUAUGGUGGGAGUAGAGGAGGGUGGUGAGUCACUGAGACUCUGCCAAGCCGAGAGAGCGUAGCGCGGCCAAACGAGAGAGGGAGAUGCGCCUUAAAAUGUAGUCUGUGACGACGCAAAACAACUUUGUACUGAGUCAUUGGGAUGUUAAAUGAAUUUUGGGUAUCUAAAGAUUAGCCACGUAGUACCGAAACAAAGUUGAGCGGGCCGAAGGUAUACGAGGAAUUGCUGUAUUUGACUGCCGUUGAUAUAUUUUAACUACAUUAAUGUCAUUACAGGGUAUAUUAUUAUACUAAAGAUGAAGCAUGGUGAUUCACCAUAAUUACAACAAAUGCCAGAAAUAAUAACUGCCAACCUCACAGAUACAGUACUGUACUAGGUAGGCAGGCCUACCAACAUAAUGCAGGAAUCACAAUUAGUGAUCGGAAAUAUUCAUCCUUUGUGACAUUAUAUCGAUGAGAAAAGGGGCCAAUACUUUUUUAGGAGAGUGUACAAAAUGACAAAAUCAUUCUUGUGUUAUUUUUCACCAUUAUGGCUGGUAGAGUUGUACUUUUCAUGGUUUUCACUGCUUGUGCAUAACUCACAUUCUCACAUGGAAAGAAAUGGCUUCUUUUGUUGGAGGAAACGGUUAUCACCAUUUUAUAGAAUUAGUUAAUUUUUUCCACAGAUGUUUAUUUGGAUGAAUGUAAAUAUUAAAAUACGACAACGUUUUCCUUUAAUUAGAUUUAAUUUUUUUUCCACCCUUCAAUCAUAAACCCUCUGUAGUAGGUAGGGUAUGAAAGAAGAAGGAAAUUACAGGAUAAAACAAGGCAAAAACUUAUCAUAUGGCAGUAUUAAAACAUCACUAUAUGUUUUAUAGGUGAAGAAAAAAAUUACUUACCGUAAAUAUGGUGGCGGCAGUACUCCUGUGGUGACCAUCCUGCUGGUGAAUCCAGUCUUGUCAACAUGUAACAAGACAGGAUCAGCAUCAUAUGGUUGAGAAUGAAUUCCAUAAUAGAGGUUUGGAUAACUUACAUAUUAAUUUGGAGUUGCAUAGAAUUUGAAGUCAACGGUAUGUUCCUGUUGUUAUUGUUCUUCCACAAGGCUCGUUGGAGAUGCAUUUCCUCAUGAAUGCUAAUUACUGGAAAAUCCAUAAGUUAUCACAAGCUAUUGUGCAUCUUGAGGAUCAAGACUGUGUUAAAGACUUAAUACAGUAUGUGAUAUGGACUUCUUGGAAAGACGUGCAAGUGUAAAAAAUGCAGCAGGGAAGUGACAUUCAACGUACAUAAUCUGUUCCGGUGUAACACAAGACCUCACUAUUAAGACUCCUGCUCACGUUAACGAAGAUGGAUUGUCCUUGUGCUGGCAGGUUGCAGCUUCUUUAUUUACAUGAAAAACUAGGGGGAAAGCUUGAAUACGAAAAGUGCUAUUGCUCCACCUGAUAUGCCUAAUUCUAAGUUCUGAGUGGUCCACUCUUGAUCAGUUCCAAUGCAUAUCCAAAAAAUGCCUGCACAGUCGAACACAUUCAGAGGGAUACGGUCUUCCAAAUUCCGGCAUGUAUUUGGCAAAGGUUCCAGGAAGGAGAACUGCUAUGAGAAUGUCCUCAUUACACAGAAGGCACAUGACACUGCAGCCUGUGCUGCCAACCCAAAGUUUGUUGCCAUUGCUGUGGAAGUGGCAGGUGGAGGAGCCUUCAUUGUCCUCCCUUUGGAUAAGACUGGUCGUAUAGAUGUGAAUACCCCAAAAGUAACUGGACAUGCUGGACCAGUUUUGGAUCUGAAAUGGUGUCCCUUUAAUGACAAUCUCAUUGCCUCUGGUGCUGAUGACUGCACAAUCAAGCUGUGGCAUAUUCCUGAUGGUGGGCUUAAGGUCAACGUAACAGAACCAUUGGCUGACUUGCAGGGCCACCAGAGACGUGUGUCCAUAGUAGAAUGGCACCCAACUGCUGAGAAUGUUCUCUUUUCAGCUGGCUAUGACUACCAGAUACUUAUUUGGGACACUAGACGAGCAGCCCUCAUGCAGACCAUUGAUUUGCACUCUGAUGUAAUAUACAGCCUCUCCCUGAACCGUGAUGGUUCGCGAUUAACCACCACCAGCAGGGAUAAACGUUUACGAAUUAUUGACCCACGCUCAUGCAAGCUGCUACAGGAAGGUGUGUGCCACGAGGGUUCCAAAGCUUGUAAGGCAGUGUAUUGUGGAGACACUGGGAUAGUGUUCACCACUGGUUUUAGCCGCUUCAGUGAUCGGCAGUAUGGAGUCUGGGACGAGAAGAGUCUCAACACACCUCUUCGACUGGAUACCAUUGACUCAUCCUCUGGUGUCCUGACUCCUUUUUAUGAUCAUGACACAAGAGUUGUCUUUGUGGCUGGGAAGGGGGAUGGUAAUAUUCGAUACUAUGAAAUCACUGACAGUCCUCCUUACUGCCACUUCCUCAGUCAGUACAUAUCAGGUGAACCUCAGCGUGGCUUUGGGGUGAUGCCAAAGAGAGGGUGCAAAGUUUCACAAUGUGAGAUAUACCGCUUCUAUAAGCUGUAUGCUACCAAGGCCAUCUGUGAACCUAUCUCCAUGAUCGUACCCAGAAAAAGUGAUCAGUUCCAACCUGACUUGUACCCUGACACAGCCUCCCCCACACCAGCACUGACAGCAGACGAGUGGUUUGCUGGAACUUCUAAAGGGCCAGUUUUAAUGUCAAUGAAGACAGGUAUGACAAUCAAGACUCAUCGCCCACUCCCUAUGCGACCAACUGAAUCCACCUCUGACAAAAAUGCAGAUAAGAAAUAUGCUUUCCUCUCAAUGGAGACACGUGCAGACUACCGGCCCAUGGAGGUGGGUGUGAAGACCUCAAGCAGCACUGACAAAGACCUCAAAACCUCCACAAACUUGGACACCAAAUUUCAGGCACUUCAGAAGCUUUGGGGAUGUAAUGUUAAGAAUCUGGCUGAUAAUAAAGAGCAGUGUUCAACCAGUAGCAGUGGAAUAGAGUGUGAGAAAACAUCAACAAAAAAUACUAUUAAUAAAAUUAGUAUCAAGACAGGAGACUCACCCAACAAGUUGGUAAACUAUGGCAUGCAAGAAAUGGAAAUUCAGAUAGUGGAUAAACCUUCACCGAAGUCAGAGUCAGAGCUUCGUAGAGCAUACACUGCCCAGUGUGAAGAACUCAAGCUUCUUAGACGUCAACUUAUCAUCAAAGAUCGACGAAUUCAUGAGCUGGAAGACCAACUUAACCAACUUAAAGUCAAUCACAAAUAGUUCUUGUUCAACUAGGAAAUUUUGUUUAGCUCAAAGAUCAUUACAAUAUCUACAUACACUAUUAAGAGCUUGAUUAUUGAUGUAGUAGUGGGUGCUUAGCAGUAGGUGUUACUUUUCAUGAAAAUUUUAAUAAUUCUUAUAUCAUGCCAUGGACAUUCAUAACGGUAGAACAUGUUUGAUUGUCCUUCUAAGAUUUUAUGAUACAAAAUGUGAGUCUAUUUUCUUUAAUUGUGAGACAUGUAAACUCUAGAAACACUUAGAUAUAGCUAUGGAGGAAGGUAAGAAACCCCAAUCAAAGGAAAUUUUUUUAAUUGGUAAUUUUAGAAUACAUAGGUCACUGGUGUUAUGAGUGUUUUUUUGUGUGUUUUUUUAAGCAUAUGUGAGAUGUUACUUAGUGACGUGGAGUGGGGUCGAGUGAGGUACAGUACAAUGAAAUUAUGAUUUAUGGUAAUGAAGAGGGGAAAAAGAUAAAUUUUUCAUGCAAGACUAUGAUAAGACAAGACAAGGUGUUUGUACCAGCAUAAAAGCCAGUGUGUGUGCAAUAUGCAAAGUUGUGAUAGGAUAAUUAGAACAAUUGUUAGUUAAAUAAAACUGCCUUCACUUCUCUCAAGGUACUCAUGGAAUGUAAAAAUUCAGUAUGAAUUAAAUCCCAGUUUGAGGGUAUUUGUCCAGUUUGUUGUGGUGUCAAUUUUAGCAUUCCACUGUGAUUGAACUUAAUACAUCUUCCUUAUUCUUGACUGCCUUGCUGCUGCAUUUUCGUAUAUGCCUUGCACUUAUGCACUUAAAAAUGGAAUUCAUUUGUGCUUGAUGGCCUGUGUGCCUCUGCUACUCUGUCAGGUAUCAUGAAAAAAAUCAUAAUUUUUUACUCGAUUAUUGGAUCAAUGAAAAGUGUACAUUUCUAACUUUGUGGUACAAUACAUGCCACAACUUAUAAUAAGUACUGUAGAGUUAAUGAUGAGAUUUUUUCAUGAUUCCUCGGUUAACAGUCAACAGUAGAUAGUUCAAGAAAAUGGAGAAGGUUGCCUGUCUAGGAAAUCCUUAUACCUGUAGUAGGUGAAAUAAAAUUGAGCCCUUUGUAGGAGAUCCUUAUAGGUGAUAUAAUUUUAUCAAUAGACUUUCGAUAUUUCAAUGCAAAUUUCAUUGAGUGAAAUUUCUGUUAAUAAAUAGGGGUAAACAUUUAGUAUAAUGUAUACAUCAGCUUAGUGCAGUUAAUUUUUGUAAGGAUGAUCUUUAUUUUUCAUAGAAAUAUUGCCUUUGAAAAGUGAAAGGAUCACCUUUUUCCUUGUAGAUGGUUGAUUUUGGGCCAUUACAAAGGCUGCUCCAUUCUGGUGUCUGCCACACUUUCUCAAAGGUAUAGCACUGCACAGUGUCAGUAGUUAUUUUUCCAUUAUUUCCACCUUGCCUUUAGACUAUCUUUAAUUUCCUUCAUAUACUUGUACUUGAUGAAAGUUAUACAGGGUAUGUAUAUUCAUAAUUGUUUCUGGAUGUGGUUGAUAACCAAUUCAGCAUAUAGAAGUCAUUUGCAAAUGUAUUGAAUAGAAUUUUUGGGCUAACAACCUAACACAAUUAGAAAAAUUAGGAUUGGUUUCUGUAAUGUGUAGGCAUGCAUCUAUAUGUGCCACUAUGGUUCAAAGACUCAAAAUAGAUAUAUGAAUUUGAUAAAUCAAGCAUUUAAUAUUGGUAUUCAUUUUUAAGGAUUCUUUGUAUUCUUUCUUGUAAGGGUCUCUAAGAUAGGCUAGUUUUGAGGAAGUAGGACACAGACUGUUUGUGCAUAAUGUGCUAUGCUUUAGCCACUGCUGCUAUCAUUAGUGACAGUGCUGGGGAGCAUGUAAUGAAUGAGUAGAUAGAUUAAGUCCUAUAGGUCAUGCAACCCAAUAUUACAAUAGCAGGGACUUUUUGGGUACUGACCUGGGUUUCAGUAAAAGUGAUAUUCAUAUCUGUGAACUUGAUAAGCUUUUCUGAAUCUUUCAAAUUCUUGUUAUCAUUGGUUAUAUUGCAAAUUGUGAUAAUACUAACUGAAGAGCUUAUGAAAUUUUUAUUAAUAAUGUUUUCUGGACCAAGAAUUUUUUACAGAUUGUCAAUUCCACUAAGCUUUUUUUUUUUGUAUUUAUUUAUUUAUUUUAUUUUAUUUUAUUUUAUUUAUUAUUUAUUUUUUUUACAUUGUAGUAGUGCCAGUGACUAUCUAAAUAUGUUCUAUUUUCACUGCCAAAAAUUUGAUGUUGUCUUUAUGUGAUAGGAAUCGUCACCAAAGAGGUAAUGCUGAUUUUCUUACUAAUCUUGUGUUUUGUGUAAUAGGAAAAGAAAACUAACACUGCCAUGAUGCAUUCCAUAGGCUUUAUUUUUUGUUAUAGAAAACGAAAAUAAGCCUCAUUAGAAUGCUGCAUAGCGGUGAAUAGGCCUGAUAAUGUCAUAUGUGCCCCAAUAUAUAGCAGAUAAACAGGCAACUAUUAUUUGUAGUAUCCCUUGUGUGGUAUAUUUUGCCAGUAUAUUGUUAGUAAAUAUCAUUAACCUUACUUAAGAAAUAUGUAGAAAGGCAUUUUUUUAUUUUUUUAUACGUGUAUCUCCCUAAAUUAUAAUUUCUUUUAGUUUUUAUUUUAUUUCAUGAUCAUAUGUAGAUAUCAUCAUAUCUUAUUCUGACACAGAGAGUUGUGGGGUUCCCUUGGAGCUCUGAUGCUUGUGGGAUGUGUUUUCUUGGUAUUCUUGGUAGUAUUUUUAUUUUACAAUCUUAGGUUUUUAUUUUUGUGAAACCUUUGCAAGUUUUGUCAAUUCUUUUCUUUGAGGAUACUUGAUGUUCCUCAAGGGAAUAUCCAAGGUAGGCAAGGGUUUCCUCUUUUUUUUUUUCUAAAAUUUUUGUGAUCCUUAGAUACCACUUAAUCAUAAGUGAAAUUACUUUGGGAUGUGAUAACUUCUGUAACUGGUAUCAAGAAUAUAAAUCACAGAAUUUAUAAUUUAUUUGGUCCUAGAUUGUUCUCCAAGUUCUCAGAAGUUAGCACAUCAGAUAUGUCCCCCAAUAAUGUGGUUACAGUGUUCUGACAAUAAGGUGUUAAUUCCUUAUCCCUUGAUGUAGAACCCUGACUAAAUGCUUCUAUCACCUUUUGAAAAUACAGUAAACAGUUUUAAUUCUUGUUUAUUCAUCAAUGUGUUAGUAUGUCAAGUUGCACCACUUCUUAAAAUGUUUAUUAUAAAUGAAAUUAAAGCAUAGACAUCAGUUACUUGGUUAAGCUUCAAGUUUCUUUGCAACUCUGGUAUUUGUUCUUGUCAUAUGUCUCUUGUUAAGAAUGGUAUAAGUGUCGGGUUUAGCACUGAAACUAUUUAAUCUUGAAAAUACUGCAGAUAAAUGUUUGGCAGCUACAGAAUUGUUCUCUGUAUAAUGCUUUGGGGGGGGGGGGCAAUAAUUAUCAAACACUGCACUGGUUAUAGAUCAUAAUAUAUUACAUAUAAGAUAAUAAACUUAAGCCUUUCAUGCAAGAUCUUUGCCUUAAUUAUUGGCGACUGACCCACCGCCAAUUUUUCAUAGAAAACAUUUUUAAAAAUGCCUUAAUUUCACCGUGUUUCAUAGUAGACACCGUCAUAGUUUUGGCAAAUGUGUUAAAAAGUGGUUAUUUCUAAAUUAAACCUAACUUAACCUUAGUUGAUAAGAAAACAAGUGCUGGAAGCAUUGUUAGAGGACCUCACCAAAGAAACUUACCUAACCUCUUAGCCAUAGAGCUCCGCUCCCCAAAUCCCCUGUCAUAUUUAACAGAAAGAACUUACGAUGAGUUGGUGUAAUUUUAAGUUUUUUUUUUCUGUGGACGUGAGAGCAGCCCCCCUGACCCCCCAGCAUAUUAAACGGAAAGAACUUGCUAUGAUAUGGUGUAAAUUAAAAAAUUUUGUGGACGUGAGAGCAGCCACCCAAACCGUGUGACUCAUAACUGUACACUGGCAUCGAUCGGAGCUGUCAAAGUUAUUAGUGAAAAUGCUCCUUCUCGGCCACAUUACCGCUGAGAAAGAUAUAGAACAUGCCUAGUAACCUAAUUAUCUACCAAAUGAAGCAGUUAAAAAAAAAUGAUUAUCAUAUCAGAAAUCACUGAUGAAAAUAUAAUAAGAAUAUAAAUAUCAAAACAAAUAAUGUAUCAGCUUGUUAUUCAUCAAUAUUAGCCACAUUUUUUAUCACAGAACUGCCAGCAGUGAAUGCCCAGUGCUGAAAGGUGCUGGGAUAUAUAGUAUUUUUAUUUUCAUAUUUGUUAAGGUGUUUAUGUUUUCCUGGGUAAAUAUUUUUUGCCCAAUGUAAUUAGAAAAAUAUGUGAUAUGUAUAAGGAUACUAACUGUCAAAUUCAGUUAUGAUAAAAGUAAUUGUGUCUGUAAAAGCAAAUUUUGCAAGAAUUUUUUAGUUGUUCUGAGCAGAAAUAAUUAUUCUGUUGAUUUAUAGAAGGGGAACUUAAAUGUUGUCAGGGCCAUGUCUUAAAAUGAUGAAUGGAAAUCUUAACAUGCUUAAUAUGUUAAGCUGUUUUAUGGUAUAUAAUUUUAAUUGAUCUUUAAUCAUAGGUUCUUCAGGAAUGGUUGAAGGGUUAAAGAAAAUAUCCUGCUGUUUAAAUAGAAGAAGAAAUAUGGUCCAGCCAGACUGAGGACAGCUGUAUGGUUUAUAACCUUCAUGAUAGUAUUAUAAGUUGAGGUAAGGUUUUGUAACAUUGUCCUCCUUAUGUGCAACAGAAAUAAAUGGUUGUAAUGCA